Rhagoletis zephyria (snowberry fruit fly) is the source of this 1370-nucleotide messenger RNA. RefSeq names its product tricarboxylate transport protein, mitochondrial-like. Gene Ontology annotation, molecular function: citrate secondary active transmembrane transporter activity. Gene Ontology annotation, cellular component: mitochondrion. The record is from RefSeq and is a predicted model, not a curated record. Gene Ontology annotation, biological process: mitochondrial citrate transmembrane transport. NCBI's taxonomy places the organism in Eukaryota, Metazoa, Arthropoda, Insecta, Diptera, Tephritidae.
UACGACGUGUUGAUUUGGGUAUAGCGUGCUCACACUCGUUGACAAUGGAUAACGCAACGCGCAGUGCUUCAUUUUAGGGACGGCAUUAUAUGUUUUAUCUGGCAUCAGUUUUAGCGAUUUAAGUGCCAUCGCUAGUAAAUUUAUCAGCUGUGAUUUGAUAACGCAAUGAAAGAAAGGAUUAAAAUUUUGUUUAUCUGAUAACGUCGUUGCUCGCGAUUAUGAGUUGACAUUGUGUUACUUUUUCACUUUUAAAUUGCAUAAGAAGACUGUAGCCACGUGGAUUAUGCGGGGGUGAGCUAUUUGUUCCCGUGGUACAUCGAAAUAUUCGGCAAUGACUGAAAAAUACUGGAAAUAUGUCAUGUGUGGGGGCAUGGCUGGUGGUUCGGAGGUGCUCAUCACCUUUCCAACCGAUUAUAUAAAAACGCAGUUACAGCUAGAUGAAAAAGGUAAUAAAAAGAUGUACAACGGUGUGCUGGAUUGUUUUAGGAAGACCACCAAGCAAUAUGGCUUCCGGGGACUCUACCGCGGAAUGAGUGCCCUACUUUAUGGUAGCAUACCAAAAACCGCAGUAUGCUUUGGCUCAUUUGAAUUUUUCAAGUCUUAUCUAGUCGACGAGAAUAAAAUAUUAUCAACGUACAAUAGCUUCCUAUGUGGCUUUGCGACUGGAAUUGUGGAAUCUAUCCUUGUCACAACACCGAUGGAAACCUUAAAAGUGAAACUAAUAAAUGAUCGGCGCAGUAAGAAAUCACAGUAUCGUAGCUUUUUUCAUGCUGCUCGUGUCAUUUUAAAAACGGAUGGUUUUCGUGGCAUUUACAUGGGCCUUACACCCACACUACUCCGACAAUGCUCAAAUCAUGCAAUACGAUUUCCAGUGAUGGAGACAUUCAAGAAUUAUUACAAAGGUGAUAAUCCCACGCGGAAACCGCCGAAAUGGAUGGUGGCUGUGUUUGGAUUGGUAGCAGGCGGCAGUGCAGUAUUGGUGAAUACACCUGUCGAUACAUUAAAAACGCGCAUGCAAGGAUUAGAAGCAGCUAAAUAUAAAAAUACUCUAGAUUGUGUAUCCAAAAUAUAUCAUAACGAAGGCGUAUUAGCCUUUUAUAAAGGUAUGAUACCAAGGUUCAUACGUUUGUCAAUGCAAGCUUGUUGCAUUUUUACACUAUACGAGGUGUAUACGGAAGCUUUUGAUAAAUUAGAUGCAUAUUUGAAUGAAAAUAAUGCCAAGAGUUGAUUUGAUGAUUUGAUGGCACUGGAUGUUAGAAAUCUCAUACUCAUACUCAUACUUGUAGUAUGUUGAACAGUACGAAUACUCCCUAUUGUGCCAUACGCUUUUGUAUUUGGAAUGUGUCUUUGUAUAUCCUGCUAAACGAGCG